This is a messenger RNA of Eurytemora carolleeae, 1057 nucleotides long. RefSeq lists its product as uncharacterized. The record is from RefSeq and is a predicted model, not a curated record. The transcript is spliced from 10 exons. NCBI's taxonomy places the organism in Eukaryota, Metazoa, Arthropoda, Copepoda, Calanoida, Temoridae. The coding region runs from base 43 to 1026 and encodes 327 amino acids.
GGAAAAUGCUCCCUGACUAAUGUUCUCAUCCUGAACCCAACAAUGGUCAGAUGUACGAAGGCACUCAUAAAAUCUCGUAGUUCAUAUCUUCCUGAUGGUAAUCCGUACCUGUUUGGAAUCGGGGGUACAGGCAGGAACAACAGCAGACUAUCCAACUCAUUGGUUGUAAAAAACUCUCAUGAGAAAGCUGGUGUACCGCCAACUACGGCUGCCACGCGUAGAAAAUUGUUAGCUACUGUUUAUCAGAUGAGAAAACCGUCAGAUGCCCAAAUGGACACCAUGUCUAAUCAUUUAGGGCAUUCACUGACCACUCAUAAAGAAUAUUACAAGAUGCAGACUAGCCUGGUUGAAAUGCAGAUGGUGGCACCCGUCUUGUACGAUUUAGAUAGGGGUGAAAUAGAAUUGGGCUUUGAACAUGCAUUUCAACCCCACACCUGUUCUCUAAGGUAUUUUUCGUCUCCUGUAGAAGAUGAUGAAGUAGUUACCCCAAGAAAUAAAACAAUCAGAAGAUUGCCAGGUUCACAAGCUCGGGGUGGAAGGGGAGGAUCAGGAUCCACUGAAGAAGUCAGAGGAAAACAAUCUGGUUUACGUCCUCCGGGUGGAAGAUCCAGUGUAGAAGGAAGAGGAGAACAGUCUACUUCAUUUGGAUGUAAGAAAGGGAAGCCGACACCUGGGAAAGGGAAACGCACCAAAGUUUUUAGACUUAAUGACGAUGAAAAAGCAGAUAUUGCUCGAUAUUUUUCGCGCAAUAUUCAGAUGGGAGAAACGAUCAACAAACAACAGGCCGUGGAGUUCAAUAGAACUACUGGGCGUGAUAUACCUUACAACUAUGUGACAAAUCAGGGAAUUAGGAUUAUCAAUAUUGUUUCAAGUUUAAAUUUGAAUUUUUCUAAUUUACGAGUACUGUCAAUUGUUAUUUUUGGUAAUUCUUUUGACCAUGAAAAACUCCUAAUUUAUACAGGUCCGGAGUUUAGUCGUACAGAAAAGAAGAUUAAUUUUUUAACACGUUUCGCUCCGCAUUUAUAAAAAAUUGAAUAAAUAUUUUUUACCUAAUGAA